This is a messenger RNA of Aplysia californica (California sea hare), 3737 nucleotides long. Its product is annotated as serine-rich adhesin for platelets. Bases 234 to 3149 code for a protein of 971 amino acids. NCBI's taxonomy places the organism in Eukaryota, Metazoa, Mollusca, Gastropoda, Aplysiida, Aplysiidae. The record is from RefSeq and is a predicted model, not a curated record. The transcript is spliced from 5 exons.
CACUUACACACAUUGGCUGAUCAGCUGGAUACAAAAGCUACGCUGUUAUAGGGCUUUCCUGACUUUGUUGUGAUCUUCUUGGAUCCUCAGACGUCGAGAAGUUUAAAAACGUUCUGUUACAUUGUUAUAUUAUUAAUAUUACAAGUUGCAAGAUUCCUGUCACAGUUUGAGAAAUGACUCUACUUUAAGACUUUUCAUUCCUUUUCGACAAUCAUCAUACUGACGGAGUGACUAUGUGUAACAUCGGCGACAUGGCAUUCGAAGCUCCGACACAGAAAUUUGGAUAUCUGGAAAUAAAGCAGUCUUCCAAGGUUAAAGGACGGAAACUAAAGUCCUGGCGUCGACGAUGGGUGGUACUCACCAAAAUGAGCGACCUGUCAUCAGAAGAGAUCGUAGCGAGAAUCGACAUCUACGACAAUGAGGCUAAAUGGCGGCGAGGGGAUUCCGACCGCACCACGUUUGUGUUUGAGCACGUGACCCACAUCGGAAUGGCGACAUCGCGCACAAGACCGCACGCUUUCGAGAUCGCAGAACGCACGCCAGUCUUGGUGCUAAGCGGUUCGAACGAGCUUGAGUCCUACAGCUGGAUUCUCACCCUACAGCAGAUUUUUACGCCCGAGCAAAUUGAGAGCAAGAAAGGCGUAUACACAGUGGAGAUCCAGGUGAACACUCACGCUAGCAAGUGGAGCCUGAGUGGCGAGUACUCACUGCACGUGUCCCCAGCGUGUAUCAGUCUCGUGGACAGUCAGGGCUCGUCUGUGGUCAGUUGGGGGCUCAGCACUCUGGUCAGGUUCAACGUGGAGAAACACCCGGAAACUGGAGUUCAAACCCUGUUGGUGAUAGAGUGUGGCCCGAAUUCACCAACCGGCCAAAGUCUUUUCCAGUUUUUUUCGGAGGAGGCCCCGGAGAUCCUCAGUGCGAUUAGACAGUCUAUCUGCCUGGCUCUUGCUCAAAAGCAAAACACACGUCGCAGUAUGCCUCCCAGAUCUCGUACCAUUUCUGCUACCGUCAGCGAGAAAAGUUUCCAAAAUCUUCUGGAUUCUCAUGCCGUUUUUCCUGACUUGACUAGGGAAAGAUCCGGCUCCGACAGCUCUAGUUCUACGAUGUACCUCGGCUCCCCAGUUGCCCCGAAUGACUCAGUUGCCAGUCCUAACAGUCCCCCUGGUUUGGAAUCUAACGGUUCUGUUUCUAGUUCUCCCGCUGUCCCAUUUCGACCCCCAAGGCUCUCUGACGCUGGUCUAGGAAGAGCCAAUUCAGAACUGGAAGCUCUGGAUGAGUCAGAAGAGCACAUCGGCUUCGCUGACGUUCAGGUGUCUCGAGCUGAUAGUGGGGGAAAAGAGCAGCCGAGUAUGAGUCACCAUCAGAACACCACAGAGCGCGUGAGAAAGAGAAAGGAGGAUCAUGGUUAUAGUGUGAUCCGAGACGCCAAGUCUAAUGGUCCUCAGAGGCCCGCGAGGCGAAUCACCAUCGGGAGUGCACCGCAAGAGUUAGCUUCUCACUCGUUUGAGUCUACGACAGAGGAAUUUGCAAGUGAAAAUCUAACAAGGGCGGAGAAGGACAGCGAUGACAUUUCGAACGUUGACUCUGCUAUAUCGUCUAUGACAUUAUCUUCCCCCCUCAGCAGACAUGGCUCGAUAAGCGAGCUGCAUCAUUAUCAGGAACUGAAACAUGUGACCAAACAAGAAGAGACGCCAACGUUUGGAAAACUAAAUAAACGUCGCUCGAGCAGUACUUCAGAUCUACAAUCUCUCUGGAAAUUGCAGCGUCCAGACAGCAAGUUCGAAAAUGUUUACGAGGAGUUGGACCAAUUCAGAAACUCACGUAGCAAGUCUAAGAAGUCAAAGUCUCCGGAAAUCCCACCAGCACUUCCGGCUAGGCCUGUCUCCAUGAGCUUUUCGACACAGCAGAAUGCCCAGCCUGGAAGGAGCGAGAGCAAGAAAAAACGCCCCUUCUUUAAACGUGGCAGGUCGUCAACGCUUUCUGAUAUGGAGCCACAGCACGCAAAAAAGAAGUGCCGAUGCGACGAAUCGAAAGACGGCAGGUGUGUUUGUGGGGGAAACGUUUCUCAGCCAGCAACGAACCCGUCAAUGGCCUCGAAAUCCUCGAGCACAGAAGACGUGGUGGCUAGUGGAAGCUCCAGUUUGUCCGACUUAUACAUGAGCAUUCCAGACAUUGCAACGACGACGACGACGACGAAAAGACGCCGAUCUUCUGAUAUCACGCAGAGGAAAAGCUGGGAGUUUGACCUAAAUAUGGAAGAAGGAGCUCGUAAGUCUAACAGCCUUCCCAGGCAUGUGAAGAAACUAGGUAACGAUUCUAGUGCGUGUUCAGGAAUCCAAUCAUCCUCCUCUCAAGCGCAACUGAUAGAUCUUAGUGAUCCGAGUGACGAUGAGCAGACCUCACGUUCGAGAGCCGUUCCUGCGUCUGUCAUCUCCAAAUCUUCUGAUCCGCUCAUGAGCUUUUUCUUUGACGACACCAGUUUUGAUUCUAACCCCAUGGUCACCGGCGAACUUUCUACCUCGACAACAGCUUCAACGCUCAGCGCCGAACUACUCUCUCUAAGCCCUGUAUCGAACACCCAACCGUUGACCUCUACCCAUCAAACCACAUUGCCUUUGCCCCAGUUGCCUGUGCCCACGGGAGCACCAACGACUAACGUAUUCAUCCCACCUUCCCACAAUUCUCUUUUGAUGAUCCAGAACACAAUGACGUGUGCACCAUCGAUCAUUCAUCAAAAUGGUCAGAUUCCCCAAACUCUCACCUCAACUCUAAACUUUGGACAAUUUAAUAACACAACUACCCCACAUGCGUCUGUUGAUCCAUUUCGUGGUGGUGUUUUCCAAACAUUUACAGUAACGUCUCCAACAAACAAUAUUCUGACCUCAUCAAAUGAUUCUAAAAUUUCUGUGCAAACUGUUAACCAUGAAACUGUAUACACAGCCAUGCUGCCGAAACUUAACCCUCAACAUUUAUCUCCAUGGGCGACGUUCUCCAACGAUCCUCCAUCGCCCCUCGCCCUAACGGAAUCGCCUAUGUUGAAGAAUGGUAACAGCCAGUUUGGCAUUCCCACCCCAAAAAUGACAAGAUCUCCUUCCGAAGAUACUUAUGUGUCCCCUACAGACGUGCAAAGUUUUCAAAGUCUCUGCUGAGCUACAUGAGUUUUGAAUUUAGCACUGGUAAAUAUUAUCAAUCGUAUCGUUUGUAAUGUCAAGGCUGUGAUUUGCGCCCCUUUGCAAUAUACAAGGCUGUUUGUGAAGAGUAACCAACGAAGUGCAAUAGUGCAUCGCAUAGAAUGGGGGCGAUUAGCCCAAAACAUAUCUAAACAUGUACACGUGAACAUGACGAUUCAAACUCGAGUGAGCCUCAUUCGUGAAAUCAAGUUGGUUUUCUUCCAACAAAGCACCGGGAGUGCACAUUUUUAUCAAUGAAUUAUGAGAACCCAGAACUUGCCUUUAUUUCUAAUACGGAUUGCAGGGCAGUUUAAAAAUUUGGGGGAAAGGCACCAUUCAUUUCAUUAGGAUUUUUACUGCUUUGGUUUAAUCUCCUAUCCUGGCUACUCUUAUAUGUAUCAUUUUUAAUACUUUACACCAUAAUGUCUUUUGAUAACUGAUCAACAUUUUAAUAUUAAAAUUUAAUCAAAACACUUCUUCGCACUUAUUGAAGCUGUAAAUAUUGAAGCUCCAUAUAAUGGGAACUAUCUUGUAUGUUUGUAUAUUUUGAAAAAACAACCCCCCCCC